Prunus armeniaca (apricot) is the source of this 564-nucleotide messenger RNA. The record is from the annotation of a GenBank genome assembly. Lineage: Eukaryota; Viridiplantae; Streptophyta; Magnoliopsida; Rosales; Rosaceae.
AUGCCUCUUGUUGUGAAGAGAAAAUUUCAGAAAAUCAAGCCAGUUGUUGAGUACAAUAAAAGGGGGAAAGGAUGUGGCCCUGCACAUACUGAGAUGCAAUCUUACAUUGGUGUGUUGGCACGCUCCAAAUUCCCACUUGUGGACAAGAAAUGGGCUAAAAUCCCCAAGGAUAUAAAGGAGCAUAUUUGGGAAGCCGUUGACAUGGCUUUUGUGGUAGGUCAAGGGGGCAAGAACCUGGUGUUAUCUUCUGCUGCCAAGAAAUGGAAGGAGAAAUUAAGCCAACCCCCUGAACUAUAUAAAUUCAUAGAGAAAGCAGCAUGGGAUGCCUUUGUGGCUUCAAGGUUAUCCCAAGAAUUUGUGUCUGUGCAUUCUCAACAUUCAAAGAUUAGGGAGAAACUUGAGUACAAUCAUCGAUUGUCUCGAAAAGGAUAUGUUGGUUUGGAGGAUCAAUUGGAGGAAACCAUGCCUGGGGUAGAAAUUGAUCGAUCUACCUUAUGGAAGAAAGCUAGACAAGACAAAGAUGGUAACAUCCUGAUCCAAAGGUGGCAGAGAAAGCAAAAUUAA